AUGGCUGAUCAGUCAGCCGAUGCGGGCGACUCUCCUUUGAAACAGAUCGCCACAAAGUAUUUUCUGUCAUGUACUGCUGCUCUUGUCGCCGAAACGGUCACGUAUCCUCUCGAUAUAACCAAAACUCGGCUUCAGAUAACUCGAAAUAAACACACUAAAGGAGGUAUGUUCCGGGUUACCUAUGAUAUUGUUCGAAGAGAAGGUGCCUUAAGCCUGUGGACAGGAGUUGGACCAGCUAUCACUCGUCAUUACAUCUAUACAGGAAUACGUAUGGGAGCGUAUGAGUCCCUUAGGGGUAUGGUUUUCCAGAAAAACGUAGGUGAGAAAACAUUUCGGUUGGAAAUCACUGCUUUGCCGGGGUGCGACACUCGGUCCUGUGUGCUCAAGUCCAGCUGGCUAAGUGCUCGUUUUUAUUUUUGCUUUAUGAAGGACAACUGGGUAACCCAUGCUCUGGCAAGUGCAUGCGCAGGACUAUCCGCUGCUGUUGUUUCACUUCCUUCGGAUGUGGUGAAAACAAGAAUGAUGGACCAAAUAAGGCAUGAACUGGAUAGGAAGAUGGCUCAUGUGCAGAGCAAGCAUGUACAGCUUUACAAUGGAUGCAUAGACUGUUUCGUGAAAAUAGUACGGCAAGAAGGAUUUUUCUCGUUAUACAAAGGAUUUUUGCCUAGUUACAUACGGAUGGCACCUUGGUCGCUCACGUUUUGGGUAUCCUACGAGGAAAUCCGCAAAUUCGUUGGAGCUCCUAGUUUUUAG
Messenger RNA from Cooperia oncophora, 753 nucleotides. The record is from the annotation of a GenBank genome assembly. Lineage: Eukaryota; Metazoa; Nematoda; Chromadorea; Rhabditida; Trichostrongylidae.